GGCUGUUGGUAUUGGACAUACAAUCCGCCUCCCCACCCUCACACCAACAACAUGCAGCAUCAUUCCUGCCCCCUUCAGAAGGUGGACUUCAAUUCCAAUUUGGAAAACCUCGAGGCCAGUCAAUCUGCUGUAGGUGGCGCCAGACUGUUGCCUCCUGCGACAAUCGUCUCGGCCAGAGGCAACACUUUCUGCCGCAAACCUUUGUUCGCCUGGAUCCUUGGGCCUCAGUCUCUCAGACAACAUAACCAGGCGGCAUGGCCGGACCGGCAAUGA
Protopolystoma xenopodis is the source of this 273-nucleotide messenger RNA. The record is from the annotation of a GenBank genome assembly. NCBI's taxonomy places the organism in Eukaryota, Metazoa, Platyhelminthes, Monogenea, Polystomatidea, Polystomatidae.